Choloepus didactylus (southern two-toed sloth) is the source of this 3326-nucleotide messenger RNA. It is a transcript of the gene SLC35E1, whose product is annotated as solute carrier family 35 member E1. Gene Ontology annotation, cellular component: Golgi apparatus. The record is from RefSeq and is a predicted model, not a curated record. Gene Ontology annotation, molecular function: antiporter activity. Lineage: Eukaryota; Metazoa; Chordata; Mammalia; Pilosa; Megalonychidae.
AUGGCGGCGGCGGCGGUGGGCGCGGCGGGCGGCGCGGGCGGUGCGGGGGGCGCGGGCGGCGCGGGGCCCGGCGGGGCGCGCGAGGGCGCGCGGGUGGCGGCGCUGUGCCUGCUGUGGUACGCGCUGAGCGCGGGCGGCAACGUGGUCAACAAGGUGAUCCUGAGCGCCUUCCCGUUCCCGGUGACCGUGUCGCUGUGCCACAUCCUGGCGCUGUGCGCGGGGCUCCCGCCGCUGCUGCGCGCCUGGCGCGUGCCCCCCGCGCCGCCCGAGUCGGCCCCGGGCCCGCAGCCCGCGCCCGGCCCGCUGCUGCCGCCGCGCUUCUACCCGCGCUACGUGCUGCCGCUGGCCUUCGGCAAGUACUUCGCGUCGGUGUCGGCGCACGUCAGCAUCUGGAAGGUGCCCGUGUCCUACGCGCACACCGUCAAGGCCACCAUGCCCAUCUGGGUGGUCCUGCUGUCGCGCGUCAUCAUGAAGGAGAAGCAGAGCACCAAGGUAUACCUGUCCCUCAUCCCCAUCAUCAGCGGUGUCCUCCUGGCCACCGUCACCGAGUUGUCCUUCGACAUGUGGGGGCUUGUCAGUGCGCUUGCUGCCACCCUGUGUUUCUCGCUGCAGAACAUUUUCUCCAAGAAGGUUUUGAGAGAUUCGCGGAUCCACCAUCUCCGGCUGCUGAACAUCCUGGGCUGCCACGCCGUCUUCUUCAUGAUCCCCACGUGGGUCCUGGUUGACCUCUCGGCUUUCCUGGUCAGCAGUGACCUGACCUCCAUCUCCCAGUGGCCCUGGACGCUGCUGCUGCUGGCCGUCAGCGGCUUCUGCAACUUCGCGCAGAACGUCAUCGCCUUCAGCAUCCUCAACCUCAUCAGCCCGCUGAGCUACUCGGUCGCCAACGCCACCAAGCGCAUCCUGGUCAUUGCCGUGUCGCUGCUCACGCUGCGCAACCCCGUCACAGGCACCAAUGUCUUGGGCAUGCUGACAGCCAUCCUGGGCGUCUUCCUGUACAACAAGACCAAGUACGACGCCAACCAGCAGGCCAAGAAGCACCUGCUCCCGGUGACAGCGGGGGACGUGAGCGGGAAGGUGUAUCCCCGGAACGUGCCGGAGAAGCCGCAGAACGGCGUCCUCUUCCCCCAGCACGGGGCCUACCUGGCCGACCACUUCCAGUACAGCCGCCAGGGCUACCCCAGCGCCUACGCUUUGAACCGAUACGACGUGUAGAGCCCCGAGCCCUGGCGGGACCCCCGUGACGCCUUCCCUGACCCCCCUGGCAGCAGCAGAAACACUGACCGCUGGUGAACACCAAACCCGGCUGGAGGGACUGGGCGGAGCGCCACGUGUCCCCAGCGUCCUGGCCGUGUGCACUUCCUGGGGCCGUGGGAGGCCUUGCCCUUGGUGGGGAUGGCCGUGACAGACCCGUGCUUUACAGAUGCUCCUUACUCCUGGCGCUGGGGAAAGCUCGGCCAAGGUUCGCCUUUUCACAUGGAACGGUCCCCAGUGAGCUCCGGUUGAGCUUUCCCAGGAAUAGCCAGGACCCCGGCCAAGGCGGAAUCUACGGAUGUGGACCCCGGGGCCAAGGGGCCUCCUGUGUGGCCAGGAGGGGACGCUCGGCUUGCCACGAUCGCUGCGUUAACUCCCACUGCCCGCGAUCUCUGGGACGGACCCAGGCGCGGGGUGGAGGGACCCUAGGGGGGGUUAUUAAAAGCACCUCCGGCCACAAGCUGGGACCCAGCGUCCCUGGUCAUCUGAACAGCCAGCAUUCAACGCGCUCAGCCUUCAUUCCGGAAGUCUGAUUCUUCGAGAUGUGAUUUGGAGGCAGCGUUUGCCCAGCUCUGCCCCUGGCCCGUCUUCCCUGCCAGGAGUAGGUGGGACGCUCCUUCGGGGAAAUAAGGAAGCAACUGCUGGGGCCAAGGGGUCGGGGGAGCACAUCCCGGGGCCUAGGGAAGGAUUGUUGGGAAAUCACAGCCGGGGUUCGAGCUCGAUUUCUCCAGGACUUGUCCCCCCUUGCGGUGAGUCUGCACUCCUGCGAUGAUGCACUGGGAGGUUUCAGGGGGCUGAGUUGACUUUGCGAGGCAUUUUUCCAGGGAAUAUUUUGUACUUGGCGUUUUUGUGUCCUGGUGCCCGUGAGGGGUCCCCUUGGGGCCGGCUGGCAGAUGGAAAACGCUUUUGCUUUUAAAUGUCUGACAACCAGCCGGGUUCCUCUCGGAGGUGCCUGCUGCAUCUUGGAGCCUCGGUGGGGAGCUGUGAAACGUCUUGCGACUCCUCUCCAGUAACAGUCGUUGAAGACGGAAACAAAUCAAGUUUAUCUCCACGUUUGUGUAUCGGGGACCAGGCCAUGGCGUCGUGAUGACGGGGAUUGGCUUCUGUGUUAUUGGCAUUACGUUUGUGGAAUCAUGUCCUGGCUGAGGGGAAAGGGUUGACCGCAGGCCGCCAUUCAGUUUCCCACUUCAGAUUCUUCGGCUGAGAGGAGGUUUGGGUUUUGGCAGAAACCCAUCGUGCAGAAAGUGACGUGGCCCUGAUGGGUAACUCCUGGGUGCUGGGGGACAGGCUAGGGUUUGCUGUCACCGGGAGAUGACCAUGCCCUUGCUGGGGGGGGCCGCCGGCGUGGCUUCUGGGGUCCUGGGCGAUGGCUGCGUCCUUUCUUCCCCGCUGCCCUCGGCCUCGCGAGUGCUGGUGCUCAUGGGCUGUGACGGGGACUUGCUCCGUCCCUGGCGACUGAGACGUUCCCCUAUUCGGAGAGGAAGGGACACGGCUCCCGCGUGCCCCCACUUUCUGGCCAUUGGGAUCGUACAUCUAAACGGUUGGGUUUCCUCGGCGUCUGAGUGGACUGCUCCGGAAGGGGCUGGGGAUCUGGCUGCUUGCCCCCGAGCACAUACCAGCGGUCUCGGGAGAGUCCCUCAGUCUGUCCGGUCAUCCUUCGCUCCCUGGAAACCCUGAGGCCCGAGUUUUGAGGUGAUUGCUGAGUGAGACGGGCUGCGGGUUCCUGGACGGUGUUAUUUGCAGGACACCCUUUCCGGGCAUCUUCAGCAGAGACUGCAGAGGCUGUGGCUCGGUUUUUCACCCCAGCAAAUCCCAACUAACGCGGAUCGUUUUGCCCUGCACAGAUCCAUUGACUAGUUGUCUUUAAAGCUGGAGAAACUGAUCGCUCAAACGUUGUAAUUGAACUCCAAAAUGAAUGACGCCUCUGUUCAGGUUGAAUGAAAUCGCUGGAGGUUGUGGAAGUUUGUCUUAGCCCGUUUUCUUUUCUAAUGCGAGUUCUGCUGGUGAGGGGGGAACGACUGGUUUUUAUUAUGAUUUGCAAAUCAAUAAACGAGAUAUUUAAUUCUGUACAUAAA